AUGCUCCAGGCCCCUGACCUGAUGAGGGACAGACACCUGGAUCAGAUCAUCAUGUGCUGUAUCUAUGUCAUGGCCAAGGUCAUGCGGCUCGACAUCACCUUCCAGGAGAUCAUGAGGCAGUACCGCCACCAACCGCAGGCCAAGAGCCACAUCUAUCGGAGUGUGUUGUUGAACAAUGGUCCUCGUCAGCGACCUCAACCGGACUCCAGCAGUUUCUCUGCCCCUGUUCCCGAUGAGGCCAGGAGAGAGGGAGGAGGAAGUGGGGGAGGGGAGGACACAAGUCGUCCGUCCUCCACGACCCCAGGAACCCCUCUGGACCAGCUCCUGUAUCGACCGGACAUCGAGGUGGGGGCAAGAGGUGACAUCAUCAUGUUCUACAACAAGGUCUUCAUCUCCCUCAUCAAGGGCUACGCCCUGCGCUUCACUCCGGGGGAUAACGAGGCUCCGACCCUCUCCCCACUCCCCACCAUCAGGAAGGCCUCUCCGUCUCCUCGCAGACUCUCUCAGAGACACUCCAUCUUUGUCUCUCCACACACACCCAGCUCCCUGCAGUUGUCUCCUCAUGCCAAGAAGUUUGUGGUCCAGAGGAGCCCGGCAGCACAUCUCCAUGAGAUCAACGAGGCAAUGAGGGGCGUGGACAGGACCCCGGGGUCAAAGGUGAAGAGAAAGCUGACGAUGUUGGAGGCCAGUCCGUACACCAGUGGUCCCACCAAGAGAGUCCGCGUGGAGCCUGUCCGUGGACGAAGCACUCUCAUGGAGCAGCUGAAGAAAAUGGCAAAUGACAGAGCCAAGGCCGGCCAGCUUCCUCCAACCUCCAGCAGCGGCCAUGAAGAUUAGCCUCGCCCACAACCCACCGCUGAUGACUGGCCACAGUCAACACCACGCCUCAUCUUUCAUGUCUCUCACACGCAAACAGCCUCACAUCACUACACGUGCAAUUUGUUUCGCAGUUUCUGUAGUUAGCUCUUUUAUUUACUAGCAGACUUCAUAAUUAUUUAUAGGACCACUCUUUUGUUUGUGUACAUAGCCGUGUACAGGCAAUACAUAGGGUAGUGUUAAUGGCGUCUAACGCAGUGUGCAAUAAUAUUAUAGCAAUACUUGUUUGAUUAGAGUAGGACGUGGUUUUUGGGAUUCAAUUCUUUUGUACCUUUUUCUUCCGCUACCUUUCCUCGAGGUCUCUGUGUAUGUAUCUAUCAUUUCAUCACUCCUGAUAAUACUGUAUCUGUGAAAAUGUCAUUGUAUUAUACAUAAUGGGGGGAAAUUUAUGCACUGAUGCAGCAAAUUUUGUGGUUGCGUACAAAAGAAAACGAAUUGAUGACCAGUUCAAGUGAAGUUACGUCUGUGAAAAUUUCUCGUUCCAUGGUGUCAAAAAAUUGGAAGCAAAAAAUUUUGAGGUUCUGACUGGUUUGUUUGUUCUGUGAUUGAAAGGCUUGGUGUUCUAAUUGUGUAAUAGCCCAUUGUUUGUCUAGUGAAGUCUGUUAAACUUCUUGAGUCUCUCUUCCCUCUCCAGCUCGUACUGUCUCCAGUCUGUCCUCUGUAGGAACUCCUGUUUCUCCAGGUACCCAUCUUUUCGUUGUUGAGUCAGCUCGUGCUCCAGACCUUCUUCCGCUUUGAAUCUGUUCCAGUCCAACUGGGACUUCUCCUGUCGACACACAAACACAAACAAACCAACACAGUGGGCACAAACACACACACACACGCACACACGAUAGUAGUAUGUGGCCAUUAUAAUAUUGUCGGCUAACCA
This is a messenger RNA of Geodia barretti, 1747 nucleotides long. NCBI's taxonomy places the organism in Eukaryota, Metazoa, Porifera, Demospongiae, Tetractinellida, Geodiidae. The record is from the annotation of a GenBank genome assembly.